Archocentrus centrarchus (flier cichlid) is the source of this 1274-nucleotide messenger RNA. RefSeq names its product LSM11, U7 small nuclear RNA associated (gene lsm11). NCBI's taxonomy places the organism in Eukaryota, Metazoa, Chordata, Actinopteri, Cichliformes, Cichlidae. The record is from RefSeq and is a predicted model, not a curated record. Gene Ontology annotation, biological process: mRNA 3'-end processing by stem-loop binding and cleavage. The coding region runs from base 76 to 1101 and encodes 341 amino acids. Gene Ontology annotation, cellular component: U7 snRNP. Gene Ontology annotation, molecular function: U7 snRNA binding. The transcript has 4 exons.
UCCAGUUGCUUAACUCGACGAAAUACCCAGAGUUCCUCGCUUCACUUAGUGUGCACUCUUGCGGUUGUUUUGAACAUGGAGGAGAGGGAAAGAAGAAGUGUAAAAUCAGACAGCAGAGAGACGGUAUCAGCACCCACCGGGAGCACGACCUCAUCGCCGGAUCUGGAGGCUGGCAGCAAAGAUGACGCAGAUCAAACAAACGUCUGCUCCGAUAAGUUUGACCCACUCUUGGCCUUGUACUCACCGACCGUGCAGCUUCCCUUCCCCAACAUCAAGUGCUUCAACAACGUGGCCGAGUAUGAGAGCUUUUUGAAGGGUGGCCGCGGAAGAGCCAAACCGGAGAAUGUGGAGAAAAGGCAGCGAAAGGCUAUGAGAGGGGUGGUGGACCCGGAGCGCAUCGAGAGACUGAAGAAGCUCAUGGUGAAUAACCCGGUGUCUGAGUCAGAGGAGGGAGAGAGCAGCAGCGGCACGACGCGGAGGAAGAGGAGGCAGAAACCCGUGAAAAAUGUCCUGACGAGAAUGCCCCUAUGUAAAGGCAGUCCUUUGGGGGAGCUCUACCGCUGCGUUGAGGAGAGGGUAAGAGUCAAAGUUCACAUCAGGACUUUCAAAGGUCUGAGGGGAGUGUGCGCCGGCUUUGUUGUGGCCUUCGACAAGUUCUGGAAUAUGGCACUGGUGGAUGUAGAUGAAACAUACAGAGAGCCUCUAUUUGGAGAGGCUUUCUACCAUGAGAAAGCUCUCACUACUACACGGCUUUUUGAGAAGCUACGUCUCCAGGACAACUCUGAAGGUGCUGAGUCGGUGAAGAAGCGGCAAACCCAGGAUGAAGCCAGCGAGCCUGCAGAUCCUAAAACGACUCCAAAAAGCCGUUCUUCCUCUUCUCAGCUCGCUGGCGUGGGAGGAGAUGGCAGGACAGCAGAAUCAAAGCUGUCAGAAGGUGUUGAAACCAGAAAGGAUGCACACAAAACAUCGCACGUGGCCCAGAGUCUACAGGCUCAUCAGAAGAAGGAAACCAAGACGUACGGCAAGGUCCACACGCGCCACAUCAACCAGCUUUUCAUCCGCGGCGAGAAUGUCAUCCUGGUUAACCCACAGCCUCUCUGAUCUUUAUUCUCUCUAUUUAAAAAAAAAAAAGUUUGAACAUCUGCACUAACAGGUGUAAAAAUACUGACAGAUUAGAGAUUCAGAGGAAUCACAGACUGGCAUGGUAUAUCAUAUUGAUAUGGAGGUUUGUCUCUGGCCCACCAGAGAAAUGAUCUUGCUUUUGAUAAAUAAAA